Photinus pyralis (common eastern firefly) is the source of this 2147-nucleotide messenger RNA. RefSeq lists its product as uncharacterized. The transcript is spliced from 10 exons. The record is from RefSeq and is a predicted model, not a curated record. Bases 768 to 2087 code for a protein of 439 amino acids. NCBI's taxonomy places the organism in Eukaryota, Metazoa, Arthropoda, Insecta, Coleoptera, Lampyridae.
GCACAAUUUCUCGCAUUUAAAAGUUGCGCCAAAGCAGGCUGUAAAUCUAAUUUGCACUUAUUGAUCCUAAUCAAAACUAUAAUGGCAUUGCCAAAUCAGUACGUGAAGCGUGGAAAAAUUGCGAUGGGAAUUAAAAUGGGUUCUUUUAAAAUUCAUUAGGGAACUCUUUUCAAAAGUCUGUGUCCAGGAAUAAUAUUUCUAUCGCUAUUGUUACUUAUAUGGAAAUUCUAAGCACUACAUUAUGCUGGUAUGAGUGUUUUAUGAUUCGGACCGGGACUGGUAAUAUACUGGUUUGGAUUUGUGGAAUCUGUGGUCCAAUCAAGUGAUCAUCAAGGAUUGUUAAUUAAAGACCACUUUCCCUCUGAUGUAGUUCACAUCCUCCCACCAAAAAGUCUGAGAGACAAUUAAAAACGUCAACAAUAUUGUGAUUUUAAAUAAGCAGAAGGAUAGUAUGAUACUAACAUUUUUUUUUAAUUAAAAAAGACGCCGUCCUUUAGCACUAUGUAAUUACUAAAUUGUACUUUACUCGUUAUUAAAGCUUAUUAUGAAGCAUGACUCAGCUAGCAGAUGAUGUUCAUGAUAUUUACUUUUAUAUGUCUUUUUUCCCACAUAAAUAAUGUCUGACAGACAGUACUUGUACAUCCUGUUUGAGAAUGUAAAAAUUGCUUUAUGUUGUUAAGUGUAAAUAGGUAGUCUAGCAAAUUAGGAUAGCGUUGUUAAUUGUUUCAAUUUGACAGUUUUGCUGUAGCUCAUUUUGUUCUCGUAAGAUGACAAGUCAAGCAGAACGUAUUAAGGCAUUUAAGCUUGCACAACAUGCAAGGUUAAGGAAGCAGGAUGAGGAAGAACAGUGGAUAUCGAGUGAGGAAUUAUGUACCGAGGGUAGCAGUGACGAAGAAUCUCAUGCAAGCACCACAAGUCACCGAAAAAUGAAACGAAAUAAACCACAGAAACGAGGAAUAUCACCACUUGCUCAACUUCCGAAAAAAGAAUCAACCUCUUCAAAUCUACAGGAAUCCAAAUAUUUAUUUCCAGAGCGUGUCCAGUCCGUUGAUAAAGCGAACUCUCAGAAAUCAGUUGAUUCAAAGAACAGCGAAUCUGAGGAAUCGAUCGAUGAGUCUGAAAUGGAAAAGAUGAUUCAGUGGAGACCCAAACGGGGCAGCAUUAAGUUGCCGGAUUUCCCAGAAGAGACAACUCAAGACCACCUGUCUAAAAUGGAUUAUGGUCUCUAUACUGAAAUGUCUAUUGUUGUAAGACGUCUGAACCAACGACCACUAACACAAAAAUGCCAUUUAGUUUCUCAUGAAACAAUUGCAGAAGAGUAUCUACCUAAACAGCCCAUUCAAGACACAAGUAGUGCUACAGUUUCAACAUUAUCUGCUAAUAUGUUCCAGCUUGAUUCCAAGAUUAAUGAGAAAGAUUUGUUGUAUCAGAAAGUGAAAGGUCAACGUAAAGUUGCGCAGAAUGAAAUGUGCAUGUUAAUAUUCAAUGAUAAUGAACCGCGUAGGGACACCCAAAAGUUUCUUGAAUUGUGCCAUUUUGAUGUUAAGAGGCAAACGACUGAAAUUGAAGAUAGUAAAGAAUGUCGACCUAAGAUCCGUGCUAAAACAUAUCGAAAGAGUUUUUUAAUACGAAAUAUACAUGUAGCGAAGUUUUAUUCAAUGGCGAAAUCUUCUUUAACGGACGAGGAAAAACUUAAACUGGAAACCUUACUUGCAGAUGAUAGCGAGGAAUCUCCUACAAGUAACACAAAUCAUGUGGAAAAAAGCGAAAAAGCAAAUGAAACGCACUCCGAAGAGGAUUCUUCAGACUAUAACUAUUUCAAAAUGAAAACUGAGGAAAAAUCCCUUAUGGCGAACUUAACGACACAAUUACAGGAGAUUUUGCAUUCGUACGGAGAAGAUUGCAAUAAACUGGAGACGUCGGAAGGGGACGUUUUAGAAUGCGCUGAUAAUGAAGGGAAGUUUUGGAAACACGAUCAACUGCAACAACGAUUAGAACACAUUCAAAAGAGGCUUAACCAAAUUGCCGUAAAAGAUGCUGAAGAGCAAGAACGUUUGAGCUCGAUUCAUUUAAAUUCAAAUGAAUGAUACAAUUGCGAUUAAUAAUAAUUAAUUAAUGACAUUUUUUACACUUUUAUUUAUUAAAAU